Molecule: messenger RNA, 705 nt
Organism: Impatiens glandulifera
Lineage: Eukaryota; Viridiplantae; Streptophyta; Magnoliopsida; Ericales; Balsaminaceae
Exons: 1
Coding region: 28-705 (225 amino acids)
Source: RefSeq, a predicted model, not a curated record
UCAAUUCUCAAAGAUCUCCUCUCUGUUAUGGAUCAUGAUAUGCAAAGCCCUCAUCCACCUCCUAUCCUGGGACGAAUCAUAACCAAAGGGAGGGCCAAACUUUCUGCAGUAAAAAAAAUGAUGAAAAUGAAUUGGUAUCCUCUGAAACAGGUGAGAGCUUACAAGUAUGACGACAAUCUGUUUGCUUUCUACCUCAAAUUUGAAUUCCACAGGAAAUGGGCAUUAAAGAAUGGUCCGUGGACUGUUGAUGGCUGCAUUUUAAAUUUGAAACAUUGGGACGAUACGCUAGCUGCUGAUGAGGUAGACUUUUCAGAAGUACAGUUUUGGGUUAGAAUUACGUCUCUUCCUUUAUGCAUGUUGAAUGCAAAAUCUGGGGAAAAGAUUGGUGAGAAAGUGGGAAGAGUGAUAGAUGUUGACAAUGAUGAACAGAUUUUAAGUAGAAGCUACGUAAGAGUGAAAGUGAUGGUUAAGGUGGAGUCACCCUUGAAAGCUGGAUUUACUUUGAUAAGAGAAGGUAUGGAACCCAGAUGGAUCCAAUUCAAAUACGAGAAACUUGUUGAUUUCUGUUAUUGUUGUGGAAGAUUGGAUCAUGGUGAUGAUCUUUGCCCACACAAACCGAAUGGUGACUUUGAAAAUUCAUAUGGGCCAUGGUUGAGGACACAGAAGAAGAAGAUGAAUCAGAAGGAAACAUUGAAGAGCAGAUAG